AUGAUGGGUGUUCCAACCGCGCGAAAACCUAAUGGCGUUUUGCCAGUCUCUUCCAUUCCGACAUCAAAUGAUACCCCGAAAGCCACCAAGGCUAAAGACCCCCCUCGAGGCAAGAAAGUCCUAGUUCGCCGACUCCCGCCAGGCAUAACCGAGGAGGAAUUCCGGACCAUCUUAAGAAAGGAGUGGAAGAGUGGGAACGGGAAAGUAGAGUGGACUAAAUUUCAAGAGGGCCAAAUCUCUCAGGAUCCGUCGAAUCCAUCCACGCCAGCACGAUGUUAUCUACAGGUUCGGUCCGAAGACAUACCUGCACUAGCUGAGGCCGUUCAAAGGUCAACUUGGGAAGAUGAGAAACGAACUUUCAACGAUUCAGCCCUUGUAGGGCCCCCAUAUCUAGAGGUUUCUAUCUACCAAAAGGUGCCCACCACGAAAAGGCGUACAGAUUCUAAGCAGGGUACAAUCGAUCAAGAUCCUGAUUUUAUGGCUUUCCUCGACAGCCUCACUCAGGAUUCUAACGUGAAGGAAGUUGAUGCCGAACAAGCCGAUGAUCUAGGCAAGACAGACACCAAAGUAACUACCACGCCUCUGGUUGAAUAUCUGAAAGAGAAGAAAGCCAAUAAGGGAAAAGAUACUAGUAAUACUAAGAGCGGUAAACACACUAGACAUGAGUCUCAGGGUGGAAAACCGAAAGGUGGCCAGGAAGAUUCUAAGAGAAAAGGAAAGGACUCCAAGGCCGAGAAAGCUGAAAAAGCUGCUGAUAAGGAGGAGAAGAAAGCUAAGGAGCCCGUAAAACUCCUCACCAAGAAACCAACUGUCCUAGACUCAGCCGAGGCAACUAGAUCAACCUCCGCUCAGGCUAGUACGAGCAAGACAACUGAAGAAGCAAUACCUAAGAGUCGGCGGGCUAAUAUUGCCGCUGCUGCCAAAAUUCUGCAGCGCGAUCUUGGUCUCAGCCCAGGAAGCGCCCAUAGAAGAGCUCGUCAGGAUGCUGCCAAGGCGGAAGCAGCCGCCAAGGUAGAUGUUAGUAAGGAGAAGGACACUAAGGAUUCUGCAUCUACCGCUCCAGCUGCGCCAAGUCAGCCCUCUUCAUCGGCACCGCCAUCCGCCCCGACAGCUCCAAAAGCUCAAACAACUGAAGGCUCACGUCGGUCCCGAGGUUCGAAGUCUACUAAGCAAAACGUGCCUGGUGACAUACCCAAGGGGAAGGGGACCGAUAACGCAAGCAGCACAGCAAAAUCCACACCUAUCACCACGCCUGUCAUUCUCAAGAGGAAAGACGAUGCCCCCUCAAGUGGCUUGGUCCCUACAGCGCCUGCUACCCAGGCCUCGUCAACUUCAACUCCCCCAACCGGCCCUAAGGCUGCUAAUAAGGCCGCACCGUCUAAUAAAUCGGGACCCUCGCAGAAGAAAGCUUCUGGUCAACCAUUGGUGACUGCUGGGGCAAUGCGUGCUUUUGUGAAACACGCAAACCCUUCGCAAGGUGUCACUGAGCCGUUGCUUAAACAGGCCAUGGAAACAUUUGGGCCAGUUACAUUUGUCGAAAUUGACAAGCGGAAAGGCUUUGCAUAUGUUGACUUUAGGGAUCAUGAUGGAUUGGUCAAGGCUAUCUCUGCAAGCCCUAUUCCUGUUGCACAAGGCACUGUGCAAGUGCUGGAAAGAAAGGAGAUUAAGAAGCCAACUCCAACGCCAACACAACCAGCGAGCGACAAGACGAGUAAUGAAACUCCACCAGAUCGCCCUAAGCGAGGUGGUCGUGGAAGAGGUCGUCGAGGAGGGGCAGCUAAUGCAGGCAGUACAAACCCAACAAACGAAGCUGUUGGGUCUUCGGCAACGCCUCCUCCUCAGCCUACUGAGCCAAGUACUGCAGUCACCGCCGAUUGA
This is a messenger RNA of Daldinia childiae, 1878 nucleotides long. RefSeq names its product putative nonsense-mediated mrna decay protein. The transcript has 2 exons. Bases 1 to 1878 code for a protein of 625 amino acids. Gene Ontology annotation, biological process: positive regulation of translation; nuclear-transcribed mRNA catabolic process, nonsense-mediated decay. The record is from RefSeq and is a predicted model, not a curated record. Gene Ontology annotation, cellular component: cytoplasm; nucleolus. Gene Ontology annotation, molecular function: mRNA binding. Lineage: Eukaryota; Fungi; Ascomycota; Sordariomycetes; Xylariales; Hypoxylaceae.